AUGUGCGGAAGCGACAAUACCACUUACGAAUCAUUUUGUUCCUUUCGUGUCGCGAGGUGCGAAGCGAAGCAAAACAAAACCAGGUUGACGGUGCUGUAUAAGGGGGAGUGUAAAAAGCAGAAAAAAACAAGAGUGUGCCCGAAUUUGGGCCAAUGUUACAUUAAAGAACAGCCCGUCUGUGGCAGCGACAAAAAAACUUACAGAAAUCCUUGUUUCUUUCGGGUUUCAAAGUGCAUCGCCAAACGGCAGAACCAGAAGUUGACUAUCAAGAAGAGAGGUAAGCAUGCAUGAAUUUUUUUUCACACAACUAAAGGCAGCGAAGGAAAGAAAAUUUAAAGGAAAAUGUCCAGGCCUAAAUAGCGGCUAUAUGAUAAGGUCAAAGUUCUUUAAAAGCAAGGUCAAAUAUCAGUUGAAACAAUCUCCACCUGAUUUGUCUUCUUUGUCGGUGAUUUGUGCGCUAUAUUAAAAGUGCAGCGGUUAAACUCAUGUUUUAACUUCCAAGGCACACGAUCGUGAAGAACCAAAGAAGCUUUAAGUAAAUCUCAAAAAUGCUACAGCGCCAUAUGAUCUGGAAUAUUUAUUAGGCAUUCUUUCGCGUUUGUUUGCAACUCCUUUAUUACAGCAUUCAUGGAUGAACACAAGAAUCAAAGCCAAACGUUUUGAAUUUCAGAAACCAAACACUAAUUCCAUCAACAAAAGCGCUCUCAAAAUGGGAUCAUUUCCAUUGAAAUCUUGUUUACUCGAUGCGGGAGAGAUGUUUAUUUUAUACAUACGAAGAUUUCCAACUGAACAGACAACGAAGUAAGUCUUCAUUUCCAAGCUGGUCUGUGUAGCUGAUAGCCAAUCAAAUGAUGUGUAAAACAUAUGUCGCGUGUAAGAAAAACGACACGAUACUUUCCAUAUUGAUUACUUGUCUUGCGAAAAGUAACACGACGAUCAUAACAAAAGACAUUCCACAUCGUCGAUUUUCUAAAAGUGUCAAAAGUUUUUUUUCCGAUCAAGAUAGACAUUGUUAUUCUCUCGUUAAUAUUUACCAGGAAUUUCACCCGUUUGCUGCGAUCACUCGUUUUAUUCCUGAAUAUUCUCUUACUCACGCGUAAACACCUUACUGGUGGCCUCUUAUUAAAUAUUCUACCUUAAUAUCUUAACCUCUUGAAAAUAAUCUUCGGGAAUUUGUAAAAUAAAAUGAAACACUCAUCUGGGGUAGACUGUCUUAUUUUCAAAGCUUUUUUGUUAACUCCUAUGAUGUGCUGAAAUACAAGCAACAUUUAUGUUUGCAAGGUUUUUAUAGAUAGAGCCCUUUAAUAAAGACUUUCUCCUUCUUUUCCGGCAUCAAAGUGAAGUCACGACAACGAUUCUUCACUGAUCUCGGUAAUUUCCUCUAAUAUUAUCAAAACGAAAAAAAAAUAUGAACAUAUGUUUUGCAGAAGUUCUACUAAAGUUUACAUACAAGAGACUUUGGUUUUGAUCUAUCGUGACCUCUCUGACCUACAAUCACGUACGGAAAUCAUGGUAGACUGAUACACCACCACUGUUGUUUUGGUACACUUUGGGAUCCUAUCACUCACCGGUUGUGAAAAUGUGCAUUGUGCGGUUGUGAAAAUGCGCAUUGUGCGGUUGUGAAAAUGUGCAUUGUGCGGUUGUGAAAAUGUGCAUUGUGCGGUUGUAAAAACACGAAUUGAAUUGGUAUCAGCUGUUCAUUUUCCUCGCGGUAAAUACUGUGCAUUGAUGGCAGAAUUGAACUCUUUGUUAGUUUGAAGCCCCCCUCAGCUGGUUGAUAACAAUCUCUCGUCUACAACGUUUAAAUUUCUGCCAGCAAAAGUCAUUAUAGACCCAUUAUCCAACUACAAAGCUUACAAACGAAUGUUCCAGAGUCUUUGAAGCUUCUUUGACAUUGUGACUGUUGUUAAUAAAGUGUCAAUUAAAUAUUGGGAUUAUCCUUGAAAUGCUCCUAUACGUAUUUUGUUCGCGCUACCAUAUAUAAUUGCGGACACGAACGAGGGUCCACUCAAAACAGGAUUGAAUGCAGCUGUAUAGACCUGAAAGGAAGAUAGGGAAAGCUUAUUGAAAGAAAAUAGUCAAGGAAAAAUCAUUGCUUGCCUCUUGGCAAGCAUUUUUUUCUUAAAAUUACCAAGUCUCAGUUCCUUUUAUUCAUGAUUGAGUUUUGGCACGGAUUUUUAUAAGCUAAUUUUAGCAGAACUUAUCAGCAAUAGGGUUCAUUAAUUUAUUGUUGUUUGAAAGGAUAAUUGGAAAAGCGGCACUUUUUGGAAGUGGUUUAUUCCCUUUCCUUGUCACGAACAGUAUAUUUCUCGUUUGUUGGACAAGGAAACGGAAAUCGAAUUAAGAGAUUACCGAAUUAUUGCAUUUUCCUUAUCAACCAGGGCAUGAUCUAAGUAAAUAUCUUGCACACAAUAGUUGCUAAAGAAUUACGCGAUUUAAACUCCGUAGCGUUAAGGAGAUGUUCAGUUAGUUCAGGAAAUUCUUGAUGUUGGAUCUCUGUUUAAUGCAAGCUAUUUCCAACAUUUCUUUCAGGGGCGUGUGGCAAACGGAAACCUUCCAAAUCGUGUCCAAAAAAGUGUCCAACUAAAUAUCGACCCGUGUGUGGCACAGAUAAUAAGACGUACGAAAACAGCUGUCUUCUAUCCAUUGCCAAAUGUGCACUGCCCAAGAAAAACAGGAGCUCUCUUCAGUUGCAGUAUAAUGGACCAUGCAGUUCCCCGACCACCCCAAAGCCUUGCCCUAGAUGGGAGGACUGCAAAAUUGUGAGGAGACCCGUGUGUGGGUCGGACGGGAAAACGUACCCUAACUUGUGCGUCUUCCGGGUCACAAAGUGUCUUGCAAGGAGAAACAAACAAAAGCCUCUAAAGCUAAAAUACAAAAAGGCGUGCAGCAAACGAAAAAAUAAGAAGGAUAAAAGAAAGGAAAAAAAGAGAAAGGGAGGGAAGAAAAAUGGUAAAGGGAAGUCUGGUUCCAAAGGAAAAAACAAGAGGGGAGACUAGCGACAUAUUGAAAAUACCACGACCAGUUUAACUUGUUACGGAGAAUCACCUUCAACCGCAGCGUCUAAUGAACGUAGUCCGUUAAGUGGAUCUCAUAAGGCUCUGAAAUUCCUCAUGUUGAAGUUGAGGCUAAAUGCGAGGCUUCUCUUGUAUAAAUGCGAUAAAUCUGCUUGAGAAUAAACAAAAUCAAUAGUUUUUAGCCACUUUUUAAAGCAGAUUUUGUAAUUUCGGGAAUGGCCCAUUGCUUCAGCAGAAAACAUGCGUACCGUGUAGCAUUUGAACUACUAUUCUUGAAAAGGAAAAAAAAAAAAUAGACAUGCUGUUGGGCGCACGAAACACUGGUCGAAGCCGGAUUUUUUCUCCUAAUUAUUUAGUGCACAGAUAAGUACUGAAACAGGAAUUCUAGUCGAAAUAGAUAGCUCUUAUAACCGUAGCAUCGAUCGGUGAUAGGUAACUAAUCGUUCUUAUGACUGUCUUGAAUUUUGGAAUUGAUUCGUAGACCACAUCCUAUAUUUAGAAUUUCUGCACAGUCUUGAUGAAAGAGGCUCAUGCGCCAUGCUAGUAAAAAAAAAAACUGGGUCUGCAGGAAAAGUAAUGAUUACGGUAAACCUUCUUCUUAAUUAUCCUUCUCGUCCUUGGAGUCAGUUUGGUAUUUUCUAAAUAUUUUGCUAAGUAUCAAAACGGUCAUAAAAUUGCUGAGGCAUGGCCUUCGUCUGCCUACCGAUUACAGUCUAGUCAUAAAUGAUAAUUUGCUAUUUGCUAGAACUGCCUAUUGAUUGAAUUUAUACAAGUGGAAUACCAUUAUUUGGAACUCCAAUUAACCAGUGAUAACUCACAAUCUUCAGGGCUAAAAAUUAACUGCAGUGCCGGGUGGCCAGUCGGGCCAGUUUCCCUGAAUUCUUAGUGGCCCAUCCCAAAAUUAAGUAGUCCUAGAUUUCCUCUAGUUUAAAAUUAAAAACUUGAAUAAACGCCCCAUGACUUUAAAAGGAGCGUUAACUAAAAGGAAAGAACAAGCUCGUGAAAUCACUGUUAAAACCGCUAGGAAUUUCCACUUCAGAACUAAAAAACUCGCUAAAAUGGAUGAUCUUAGAGUCCAGGCAAAGAAGAGAAAGGUAAUCC
Messenger RNA from Pocillopora meandrina, 4118 nucleotides. The record is from the annotation of a GenBank genome assembly. NCBI's taxonomy places the organism in Eukaryota, Metazoa, Cnidaria, Anthozoa, Scleractinia, Pocilloporidae.